This is a messenger RNA of Python bivittatus (Burmese python), 5439 nucleotides long. RefSeq lists its product as uncharacterized. The record is from RefSeq and is a predicted model, not a curated record. Gene Ontology annotation, biological process: regulation of DNA-templated transcription. NCBI's taxonomy places the organism in Eukaryota, Metazoa, Chordata, Lepidosauria, Squamata, Pythonidae.
GGCAACACCCUUUCUGAUGGGACUUCCGCCUUUAUUGCUUUAAAGUGGAAGGAGGCGUGGCUAAAUAGGGCAGCUGCAGUUAUUCAGCUAAUUAAACUAAAUUUCUUGCUGUCACUAUCCUUAUCGGACCGGAGUGAAAACUGUAGGAGCACCGCUAGCCGGUUCUAGGCUCUUCUUUUCCAAAUAGCAAUUAAAAGCGCUAGACUCAUCAGAUGAAGCAACGUCAGGGAGAAAAAGAACUGACACGUAACGAGGAAAACUGACACGUAACGUAGCUGCGUCGGAAGGUUGUGGCAACUUCUUUUGUGCUCUGGAAGAAGCAGGAGUCAAUUAACAGGUCUGGUUCGGAUCUCAAUCUUAGGACCUGGGGAAAAUGGGAGCAGCAUGAUUCACGUUGGCCUCUGAGACGGAAACCGGAAAAGCCAGAGCGGACCAGAAGGAAACCUUUUACUCUUCGGUAACUAUUAAACAAAUCUUUCCUGUCCUUUGAAUUUUCCUCUCCGAAAAAGCCAUUUGUGCACAUCAUUAUAGCAAGAGCCUUCUUUCAUUGCAAGCCUCGUUUCCUCUGUUUUACCUUUUACCUUGUAAAGCCAUUGUCUCUGCUCCUCUACACAUACACAGUGUAACUGUGAAGAUGUCCCUGCAAUAUAUCAAGGAUCAAAAAGGUAAGGAUCAGCUGCUUUAUAAAGGAUAUCUGUAUAAGAAAGUGCGUGCCAGCGGGAACAAAACGUUUUGGAAGUGUGCUGAAUACCACAAGUACUGUUGUACCGGGAGGGCUCAUACAAGCCAUGACCAAGUUAUAAAGUGUUUGCCACAUCUUCACCCGCCCACGAGGACACCCAUAGAAGCUGACCAAGUGCCAUAUGGCAUGAAAGAAAUUACCACUGGCCCAGAAUCAAUACCUAAAGUGACCACAGCAAGUUGUGAUGCAUUGUCAAAAGUUGGUACCAAGAAAUGGUGUACAGACCACCCAAGUCAGACAAUUCAGCGCUUGAGAGCAUGUUUGAAGGCCACCCGCCAACCUUCACCUGAUUUACAGGCAUCAGUCACUGUGGUUGAAACAACUAUUAAAGAGCCAAGUGUGUCAUCCGCUCUAAAAUCUCCUGGCUUUCAUAAGUUCACAGACAGCUCCACAGACAGAACUUCCAUGCCAAAUCCUGCUCUUUGUAAAAAGAAACAUGCUUUGGAUUCAGCUUCAGCCCAGGCUAAUCGGGAAGCCGGUCGGCAGAGAUUCCGCCUGUCCACCAUCCUGCCUGGAGAAACCCUCCAGGAGAUUCUAUCCGGGUUGAGCACAGCAGCUCUGCAGUGGCUCUGUCCUCAGGAGCACAGCAAGGACCAGAUUGUGGACAUGGUUAUCCUGGAACAGUUCCUCAGUGUGCUCCCAGUGGACAUGCAGACAUGGCUGAAGGCCCAGGAGCCAGGCAGCAGCAAGGAGGCAGUUCAGCUCGCCAUGGCCUAUCAUGAACAGGAACCUAACAAGCCUAUUCAGGAUCUGAUAACCUUUGAAGAUGUAUCUGUUCAUUUCACUGAGGAAGAAUGGGCUCUACUGGGCCAUAAAGAAAAAAACCUUUACUGGAAUGUCAUGCAUCAGAAUUAUGAUAAUGUGUCCUGGCUGGCAGGUGAUCAGAUCAAAGGCAAAAGCCAAGAAGAAGAUCCUUUGCAGGAAGUCUUUGAUCCAGUGGUGGAGUGGCUGGAAGAAUCCAAGACGACAAUUUUACAACAUCCUGAACAAGACUUGAAUAAGAACUGUCCAAAGAACCAGCAAAAGGGAAGCUCAGAGAGAGAAGAAAUAUUCAUUCAUUCUAAAAGAAGGGGACCAAGCAGGGACAUUAUUCUUCUAGGCACUGAAGUAGGGCUGCAGAGUCAAUGCAUUGAUUAUGAAGAAUGUGGUACAUUUGCAAUACCUAUCAGUGGUCAGAAAAGCCUGAAUGAGGAAGGUCUUCCAGGCUCACAUGAAAUAUUCAAUAAGACAAAUCCCCAGAAACUUAAGCAAAAUUUAAUCAGAGAGGAUCAGAAUGAUGUAGAGAGGCAACAGUCAGAAGAUAAGUCCGUUCUUUUUAGAAGCCAUUGGAGGAAUCCCAUCCAUCAUGAAACUAGAACAAGUCAGGAUGCCAUGUGCGCAAUUGUUGACGAUACAGAACAAGCUGAGCCCUUAAUACUUGACAAUAAUCCAAAAAUCAGCAACGGGGGAGAUUUCAAAUAUGUGGAUAAGUCACUGGAAAUGUUUGUGGAAAGAGUUUCUCAAAGUCCUGAUCCUGAUCCAAUGCUCAUUUGCUCAAAAAUAUGUUCUACUGAGUUGAAUGUGACUGCAGAUUUGACCAGUGAAAACCAGAACAUUCUGGAAAGUUGCCAUCCUAAUAGCUCAGGAAAUGAAGGAGGGCUGGAGAAACUCAGUUCUUUUGGAAGUGUUUUACAGGAACCAGGAACACACAUUCUUCAUUCAGACGCUCAGCAAGACUCAGGGGCCCAGUAUAGAUAUACCAAUCAUGGUAAUGAAGAUGACGUCUCCAAAAUCAGCCUUGGGGGUCAGUUGAUUACAUGUUCUAAGUGUAAACAUUCAGAUCCUUUCAAACAGUAUGUCUGCUCUGAUCCUGGGGAAAGCAUCAGUAGCCUUUCAGCAUUAAUAAAACACAGAAGAGUUGACAGGAAAUAUUUCAGCGGGAGAAAUUUGAAACUCAAAUCUGGAGCACAUCGUAGAAAUCACACAAGAAAUAAUCUCCAGAAACGCUUGAAUAGGGACAACUGGUGGUAUUAUAAACAAAACAAAAGCUGGCUUUUUGAAUCAGGAAUUGGUCUAAAGCAAUCCCCAAAGAUUGACCCCUUAACACUCAACACCCAAACCGGUGAAGUGUUGUACCUGGCUAUGGAAAUCAUAAGGAGGUUUUCUACAACUGGAUUUUUCUCUUCAAGUUCCCCCCAAAUAGAACAACAGGAAAGAUCUUUUUCUCUUCCCUUUCUAGACAAAAUGGCUACUGAGCCCACCUUAAGCCAGUUAAUGACUAUGCUUCAGCAGGUGGCUGCUAAUAUUGCAGAAAUCAAGGCAGCCGUCUCCAGCCUGCAUUCCACUGUAACUGGCCUCCAGAAUGACCUCAGGAAUUUCUCUGGAUGUACAGAUGAAGCUGAAGGUGAGAUUUCUGAUUUGGAAGACCCCUUCCAAAACACCGAAGCUCAGCGUGUGCAGCCUUGUAAUGAUAUUAAAGCCACUGAAGUCAAACAGGUGGGAAAGGCCAUCCAGACCAAUAUUAGAGCUGGACUGUGGUCAUCACUGAAAGUUGAAAAAGGUGCAAACUCUCCAGAUCUGUCCCCCAACUCAUGAGUCAGGAGGUUUUGUUUUGGCUUGGAGACAAGGUUAAAUUCCAAAACUGGCAGAAUAUAGAUCUAUAGAGUUGGAAGGAGCCAUUUCUGGAAGUAGCACUCAUUUAUAGUAACAUUCAUAGAAAACUUUUGAAAACUACAGAAUGAAGCAGUGGUGAUCAUAGUAAAAAUAAAAUGUUUCUAUAGGGAUGAUUAUGAGAUUGAGGGUGGAAAAAGAGGUUUAAACAGUUUGCUAUAAUCCCCAUAUCCAGAAACAAAUAAGGUGGUGGUCUACUAGUCUUCUAUCACCAAAAGUAUAAUAUGGUGAGAAAUAGCUCUCAGAAAGAUAGCCAUCUCCCUUUUCCUCUGGGAAAAGAUUAUGCAAGUAGAGAGAAGCAAAAUAGUGGUUAAAAAGGUGGACCCUUUUUAGAAGGGAAGGAAGGGAAAGGAAGCUCUUUAAAUAUGAAUUAUGUAUUGCGAGGGAGUUGUCUACCUUCUUAGCUUACCCAAUGUAAGUUUCUUUUAAGCAUAAUGUUCUUGCAGCUUAUGUGUUAACCAAAAUACUUUUGAAAAUAGGAUACUGUCUCUGCAUGUACAUACAAUCAGAUACAUCAUUUUGAGUGGCAACUCUAUGCACUCUUACUUGUGAAUAAGCAUUAGGUUUACUGGCACGUAUUUUCUUGUAAACGUGCGUUAUUAUUCAAUUUUUAAAUUCCAACAGGAAAUUUAAAAAAAGAGGCUCAGUGAUUUGUGGAGGGCAGGAGGGGGAAAUGCUUCUCAUUUUCUCCAUUGUGUAUCUAAUCCCUCAGCUUCUCCAUCUCAGAGGUUUUACCAUAUAUUAUGAAGAUUCCCCUGAGCUGAGCACAAUUCCUGAUUAUAGGAAUGUGCUUUUCUUGGGAAUUGUACACAGUGGUUUGCUCCUGCCUUCUUCUGGGAUAUUUGUUCAACUUCCCCACCUAGAAUAUAGCCCUGGGGUUUGGGGUAGCCUUCCACCCAAGCACCAUCAGCCAAGGUCAGCUCAAGGCUGCCAUCUAGCUAAAAGGAAACUGUAUGGACUAAUUUGGUGUGUAGCCCAAUUCUAGCAGUGGCCAGGCAAGUCCACCUGUUUACGGGCAUCUUACAAGCAGGCCAUGGCUUGAAGGAAAGAGUCCUCUCUCAGAAUCUGUCUCCAUGACUUUAUAGACAGAAACUGCCUUUGACCACAAUGGUUCCAUUUAGGAAACAGGUUUUUAUAGCUUUAUCUUCAUGAAUGGGUCAAAACCCCUUUGAAUUCCAGCUAAACAGCCUGGAAGCCAGCACCUCUGACAGCAGUUCUGCAACGUCUUCCUGAGCCUGGCUCUCGGAUCAACAUUUUUCAUUUCAUAAUCUGAGCCCUUAGAGAAAUUAAGAGGGACAUUUUAGAGAGCGCCUUCCCACCCAUGUGCCCACAGUGGCAUGCUGCCUCCCAGAAAUAUGCCUGGCCCUGAUUCUUUUCAGUGUCAGCCAGAGAAGGCUAUAUUACCCCAGGCAUUUUGAACAAUUAAUGUGUUAAUUUUAAACGUAUUUGCUGCUCAGAAACUUUAUUAUUUGGGCUGCUGCUUUUAUUGUAUUACUAUUUUAUAUCAUUUUACUGUUAUGCAUUUUAGUUAUUCCCUUUUUAAUGUAUAUUUUGAUGGCUCAGAGUUUAAUUUGGUGAUUUUAAGGUAAACAGUAAACAGUAAGGUAUCCAAAUUGACAGAACAUGGCUGGCCAAAUCUGAGUUUAAAAACUAAGCAGAAUCUGCCCGGGUAGUACUUGGAUGUGAGAUCUCUAGGAAACAACAGGCUUGAAUGGAAAGUCAAAAACUUCCCAGAAAAAAGCAGCAAUGUUUUUGCUGCCAAAAAAAACCCCUGUAUGAACAUGUCCAUGAACUCAAAUGCCACCCUGGGAAAACUUGGUUUUCAACAGUGGGAUAUACAUUUCAAAUAUGAAAUUAAAAAAGAGAAGGGAUUGUAUCAAUGUACUGACAGUCAUUUUUCCCCCUGCCCCUCCAGUAUUUGACACAACUUCUCUCCCAUUCCAUAAAAAUCAGUCUAGGACAAGAUGAUACUGGUAGUCCUCGUUUAGUGACUGCCUCAUUUAGCAAUUGCUCGCAGUUAUGAUGGUGAUGAAAAAGUAACUUUACGA